AUGGCCCUGUUCGAUCGGAACCAGAGGCAGAGGUCGUCGUUCUACUCCACGGCGACCUUCGUCGUGUUCGUCGCGCUCUGCCUCCUCGGCCUGUGGAUGAUGUCCUCGCCGGAGACCGUCCCGGCGGCCAUUUCCCUGUCCUCGGAGAAGGCGGUCGUCAAGGCCGACGUCAAGGAGGAGGACAGCUCCAUCGACGCCACCAACACCGUCAAGCAGGACAGCGCCAACGUCGUCGCGGAGGCGGCCACGGCCGGUGCCGCCGCCGCCGCCGCCGAGGGCGCCGAGGAUAUCGACGUCCCGGGCAAGCCCGGUGACAGCGGAGCAGCAGAAGGCGACGGCGGGAAGGCGGCGGCGGCGUCCAAGGACCAGUCGUUCGACGACGAGAACGGCAGGACCGAGGGCGGGGAGCUCGUCAAGCCGGGCGGCGGCGAGACGGACGCCGCCGCUGCGGGGCAGGACAAGGGCACCGGCGAGGAGGCGGCGAUGGAGAACGAUGCCAAGGUCGAUGCCGCCGCCAAGGAGCAGGCGCCGAUCGACACCAAGGAUGCCGGCCGUCUGGAUCAGAGCGCCGCCGAGCAGACGGCCACGGACACGAAGGCGAGCGCAACAGAGCAGGCGGCGGCGACCGGCGUCGUCAAGGAGAGCAGCGCGGAGGCUGGCGGUGGCACGGCCAAGAAGCUCACGUUCGAUGACGAGAACGGCAAGAUGGACGGCGUCGACCUUGUGAAGGACGACGGUAACAAGACUCGCAUCUCGGAGGAGAGUGCCAUGGUCGAAGGCGCCGCGUUGACGGUGAAGCCGUCGGCCAAAGCAGCGACGGCGACCGCGACAGCCACCGACACUGACAAGCAGGACGAGGCGUCGGCGGUCGCCACUGACGACACCACCACCGCAUCCACAACGACUUCCGAAGACGAGAAGAAACAGGACGGUGUCGAGCAGCAGCUGCCUGCAGCAGCGGACGCGCAGCCGAACGUCCAGGCAGAGCUACUAACGGAGCGCGCGGCACAGAACGGAUCGUUCACGACGCAGGCGGCGGAGUCCACCGAGGAGAAGAAGAAGCGCGCCGAGAAGAAGGGGAAGAAAGGAAAGAACAAGGUGGCCGGCGCCGUCGCCACGGUGGAGUGGAAACUGUGCAACUCGAGCGCCGGCGCAGACUACAUCCCGUGCCUGGACAACGUGGCGGCCAUCAAGAAGCUCAAGACGGACAAGCACUACGAGCACCGGGAGCGGCACUGCCCCGAGGAGGCGCCGACGUGCCUGGUCCCGGCGCCGCCGGAGUACCGGGAGCCGAUCCGGUGGCCGCACAGCCGCGACAAGAUCUGGUACUACAAUGUGCCGCACACCAAGCUGGCGGAGUACAAGGGGCACCAGAACUGGGUGAAGGUCUCCGGCGAGUACCUGACGUUCCCGGGCGGCGGCACGCAGUUCAAGCACGGCGCGCUGCACUACAUCGAGCUGAUCCAGAACUCGUUCCCGGACGUGGCGUGGGGCAGGCGCAGCCGCGUGGUGCUGGACGUCGGCUGCGGCGUGGCCAGCUUCGGCGGGUACCUGUUCGACCGCGACACGCUGACCAUGUCGCUGGCGCCCAAGGACGAGCACGAGGCGCAGGUGCAGUUCGCGCUGGAGCGCGGCAUCCCGGCCAUCUCCGCCGUGAUGGGCACGCAGCGCCUCCCGUUCCCCGCCAACGUCUUCGACGUCGUUCACUGCGCGCGGUGCCGCGUGCCGUGGCACAUCGACGGCGGCAUGCUCCUCCUCGAGCUCAACCGCCUGCUCCGCCCCGGCGGCUUCUUCGUCUGGUCCGCCACGCCGGUGUACCAGAAGCUCCCGGAGGACGUGGAGAUCUGGGACGAAAUGGUGAAGCUGACCAAGGCGAUGUGCUGGGAGAUGGUGGCGAAGACCAGGGACACCGUCGACCUGGUCGGCCUCGUCAUCUUCCAGAAGCCGGUGAACAACGUCUGCUAUGACAAGAGGCCGGAGAAGGAGCCGGCGUUGUGCGAGCCCUCCGACGACCCCAACGCUGCAUGGAACAUAAAGUUCCGGGCGUGUAUGCACCGUGUUCCCGAGGACCAGUCAGUGCGCGGCGCCCGGUGGCCGGCGCUGUGGCCGGAGAGGCUGCGGAAGGCGCCCUACUGGCUGGACCGCAGCCAGGUGGGCGUGUACGGCAAGCCGGCUCCGGACGACUUCGCGGCGGACCUGCAGCACUGGAGGAAGGUGGUCCGGAGCUCGUACCUCGCCGGCAUGGGCAUCGACUGGAAGACCGUCCGGAACGUCAUGGACAUGAGGGCCGUCUACGGAGGGUUCGCGGCCGUGCUGCGGGAGAUGAAGGUGUGGGUCAUGAACGUGGUAACCAUCGACUCGCCGGACACGCUGCCGGUGAUCUACGAGCGCGGGCUGUUCGGGAUCUACCAUGACUGGUGCGAGUCCUUCAGCACCUACCCGAGGUCCUACGACCUCCUCCAUGCUGACCACCUCUUCUCCAAGCUCAAGCCCAGGUGCAAGGUGUUGCCGGUGAUCGUGGAGGUGGACCGGAUCCUGAGGCCGAACGGCAAGCUCAUCGUGCGGGACGACAAGGAGACGGUGGACGAGAUCCAGGGCGUGGUGAGGUCAUUGCAGUGGGAGGUCAGGAUGACCGUCUCCAAGAACAAGGAGGCAAUGCUGUGCGCCAGGAAGACGACGUGGCGGCCCACGGAAAUCGAGAGCAGAUGA
Miscanthus lutarioriparius is the source of this 2709-nucleotide messenger RNA. The record is from the annotation of a GenBank genome assembly. Lineage: Eukaryota; Viridiplantae; Streptophyta; Magnoliopsida; Poales; Poaceae.